Molecule: messenger RNA, 2739 nt
Organism: Durio zibethinus
Lineage: Eukaryota; Viridiplantae; Streptophyta; Magnoliopsida; Malvales; Malvaceae
Product: disease resistance protein RPM1-like
Biological process (GO): defense response to other organism
Molecular function (GO): ADP binding
Source: RefSeq, a predicted model, not a curated record
AUGGCAGAUGCAGCCGUUACAGCAGCGCUCCUUCUAAUUGAGAAGGUAUCAAGCUUCCUUGCUCAAGAAGUAAACCUUAAAAAAAAAUUGCAGGAUAAUAUUGAAGAUGUCCGAAACUGGCUGAGGACUAUACAUGCCCACUUAAGGGAUGUUGAUGGCAAAGAAGGCAGUGCGCUGCAGAUAGAACGAUCAAACCAACUACGAGAUAUAGCCUAUGAUAUUGAGGAUGUUCUUGACGAGUUUCAGCUUCAUGUGCCAGUACCACAUCAAUUUCAUCGGCACACAGUCUCAAAGAUGGCUCAUGAUGCUGCACAUUCUGUAAAGCAUCGCUAUGCCCUCCAUCAGUUGUCCUCUGGAAUCAAAGGGAUUAGGAGGAAGAAGGAGAACCUUAGGGAAUUUGAUCCUCGUCAUCUUCAUCUUGCAGAAGGGUCAAGCUCUGGUUCAAGGGUGGAGGAUCAUCAUUUGACCAAGCAGAUUCCUCAAGAAGAUGAAAUUGUAGGCUUUGACGAGCAGAAAGCAAAACUUAUGCAGCAGUUACUAGAAGAAGGAGAAGCAAGGCGCAUGACAAUUUCUGUGGUCGGGCCUGCUGGCUCGGGAAAAUCCGUUCUUGUAAAGAGUGUCUAUGAAGACAAGAGUGUUGUAAAACGAUAUGACUGUCAUGCUUGGAUUCAUGUGUCUCGUUCCUCCAAAAUUGAUGAACUUUUAUGGAGAAUGUUGGGGCAGUUUUGUGAGGGGCGAGAGGAUCUCUAUCCCCCCGGGCAAGAUGUUCUAGAUAAAUUGAAAAACCAUUUACAGUGGAGAAGGUACCUCGUCGUUUUAGAUGAUCUGUGGAGUAAAGACGAUUGGGAACGCAUUGUGAGUGCAUUGCCCUCCAGUUUUGGCGAAAGUAGAAUAAUUAUCAUCACAACAAACUCUAAUGUGGCCUCUUCUUGUGUACACAACCCAAAGCUUCAUGUUCACGAAGUAAAAGCUCUAUCAUGGCCAUAUGAUUGGCACCUUUUCUGUAAGAAGGUUUUCAGCACCAGCGAUGGAGUGUGUCCUAAAGAGUUGGAGGAGUUGUCUCAAGAUAUUCUGGUAAAAUGUGAAGGUUUACCAUUUGCAAUUGUUGCUGUCGCUAGUCUCCUAUCAACCAGGGAAAAAACACCUACUGAAUUCAAGAAAUUGUAUGACAGCCUUGGGUCAGAAAUUGAAGCUGGUUCCAAACUUUCAAAAAUUGGAAAAGUAUUGCUGCCCAGUUACAAGGAUCUGUUGGACAAAGGCAAUCUAAAGAGUUGUCUUCUGUAUUUUAGUAUUUUUCCAGAGGAUUAUUCAAUUAAGCGUGGAAGAUUGAUUCGCUUGUGGAUAGCUGAAGGAUUUAUUCCGGAAAAAAGAGGCAAAACUGUGGAGAUGGUUGCAGAGGAGUACCUCGAUGAGCUUAUCGGAAGGAAUUUGGUUCAUGUAAGCUCAAGGGAUUUUGAUGGACGUGUAAGCAGUUGUCGAUUGCUUAACAUAGUUCGAGAAUUCAUCAUUCAGAAAUCCGAGGAGGAAAAUUUUGUCACAAUCCUUGCUGAACCAAGCACAGAACCAAGUGAGAAAGUCCGACGCCUCUCUUUUCAGUCUAAAUUCUCUCGGCAUGAGAGUUUUGGUUUGAAUUGUGUUCGAACUUUCUUCAUGUUUGAUUGGUAUGAUUCCUUUAGCUCAAAGAUUGGAAAAUUAGUUCAUCGAUUCAAGUGGUUGAAAGUCUUAGAUUUGGAAGGUGCACCAUUAGAAACUUUUCCCAAAGAAAUUGUUAAGCUCACCCUUUUAAAGUACCUCUCUUUGAAGGAAACAAAGAUAAAGACAGUUCCAGAGUCUAUAAAGGAACUAGCAUACCUUGAAACCUUAAACCUCAAAAAAACUCUUGUGACUAAGUUACCAUUGGAGAUACGUGAACUCCAGUUUUUGCGCCAUCUUCUUGUUUAUCGUUACAACGUAAAGAAUUAUGUAACCUUUGAUCCUGUACAAGGAGUGGAGGUCCCUCCAGGAAUUGGGACUUUGAAUAAGCUUCAGAAAUUGUCACUUUUGAGGGUAAACAAGGAAGUACUAGAAGAGUUGGGGGCUUUAAUCCAACUAAAGAAGCUUGGGAUUCUUGAUCUCAAGAGAGAAGAUGGAAAGAGAUUGUGUGCAUCCAUUAUGAAGAUGCCCGACCUUUUGACUCUUGAUGUAAGCUCAACUGGCCCGGGGGAGUAUCUAGAUCUGGAUGGUAUGGUUAAUCACCCUCGCUUUCUUCAACGUCUAAAGUUAGAAGGUCGCCUAGCGAAGUUACCUGGGUGGAUUUCUUCACACUCCCUUGACAACCUACAAAGGAUUUAUUUGAAGUGGUCAAGACUGAACACUUGUGAUAACCCACUUAGGGCACUUGAAGCUUUGCCAAACCUUCUCGAGCUUCAGAUGGUUGAUGCAUAUAUGGGAAAAGCCUUGGAGUUCAAUGCUAAUUCGUUCAAGAAACUCAAAAUUUUGCAACUUGAACAAUUUGCCAACCUGAAUAUGGUGGUAGUACAGGAAACUGCAAUGCCUAAACUUGAAAAGCUGACAAUUUGCAAGUGUAAGAAGCUGGAGAUGCUUCCAUUAGGUAUCUACUAUCUUACUCACCUUAAGGAGCUGCUUCUAUACGAUAUGAACGAGAACUUCCUCAGCUGGCUUAACAAGGAUUGCAAAGAUCGUUGGAUGGCUGAUCACAUUGAGAGAAUCCGCACCUUUACGCUUGACAGCAACCAAUAA